Molecule: messenger RNA, 2882 nt
Organism: Paramecium primaurelia
Lineage: Eukaryota; Ciliophora; Oligohymenophorea; Peniculida; Parameciidae
Source: the annotation of a GenBank genome assembly
AUGGAUAGUGUUAUUAGUGUAAUAUCGGAUGGAUUCUAAAUAAUAUAGAUAAAAAUUGUUAUCCGAUUGAAGGUGAUAUAUUAGUAGUAGGAUAAGAAUAAUGUGAUGAUGGCAACCAAAUUUAAAAUGAUGGUUGCUUUUUAUCAUAAUAUUAAUAUCCAAUAUCAUGUGAAUAAGGCUUUUAAGGAUUGUGUUAAAAAUGUAUAUCUGGAUUUUUUAUGAUUAAUAAUAUUUGUUAAGAAAACAAUUUCGAUGGAUUAGUGAUUGGAAUAGAAUAAUGCGAUGAUUAAAAUUUGAUUGGAUUAGAUGGUUGCUUUUAAAAUAGAUUUGAUUGCCCUUAAUUUUGUUUAAGUUGUGUUUUUGGAAACUGUUUAGAAUGUGAUUAGACUUCAGGAUAAGGAUAAGUUGAUUACCUCAAUAACAGAUGUUUAUCUAUCUGUGGAGAUGGUAUUAAAUCUAUGGAUGAAUAAUGCGAUGAUGGUAAUGAAUUACCUUAUGAUGGAUGUUAUGGGUGUUUGUAUGAAUGUUCAAGAGAAUGUAUUAAAUGUGUAGAUGGACUUUGUUAUGAAUGUUUAAGUCCUGAUUGGAUACUAAAAAAUAAUACUUGUGAAUGUGAAACAUGUUAAAAUUUAUGUUAAAAUGAAUGCUUAUCUUGUAUUAAAGGAGUAUGUUAUGAAUGUUAGUCUCCAGAAUGGAUCUUAGAUAGCAAUAAUAUAUGUGUUUAUGUAUGUGGGGAAUAAUGUAGCAAAAAUAUAUGCGGAGAUGGAAUAUUAAAUAUUUAAAUAGAAGAAUGCGAUGAUGGUAAUGAUUAAAUAAGAGAUGGUUGUUAUAACUGUUUAUUGGAAAAAGGAUUUUUAUGUUAUUACGAUGAGAAUAUGGUAUCUUAAGGUUGUAGUAGAUGUUAAGAUUUUAAUUGCCUUAAAUGUGAUUUAGUUAAUCAAUCAUAAAUUUGCUCAGAUUGUCUUCCAGGUUAUUUUAUUGAUGAAUUUAAGUAAUGUUAAUAAUGUGAUCUAAUGUGUGUUGAAUGCAGUCAGAAUUACAAAAACUGCACUACUGUAAAUCCUCAAUAUACAAAAAAUUAGUAAAAUUAACAAAAAAAAUGUAAUUUAAAUUAAGGACUUUUAAAUGAUUUAGAUUUUUACGAAUGUGUUUUAUAAUGUGGAAAUGGUGUUUUGGAUCUUCAUGAAUAAUGUGAUGAUGGUAAUAGAGAUGUUUAAGAUGGAUGUAAUGAGUUUUGUUAAUUAGAUGAAGGAUAUUUAUUUGAUCAUCUAACUCAUUCUCUAUAAAAAGAGCCCUCUAUUUAAGUUGAGAAAAAAUAAUCCAAUAAUAAUCAAUUUUCUCUUUUGAUAAAUUAAUAUUAAGAAUCAUUAAAUUUAUCAACUUUAACAGUCUCAAUUGAAGGAUUUUCAAUUUUAGAUUAUAAUUAUAGCGUCAUUGAAAACAAUAACUAAUUAGAUUUAAACUUUACUUAUAAAAAAACAAUAGAACCAGUCAAUUUAAUCCAUAUAUCUAUCUCUUAUAAAGAAUAUUAUAAAAAAAGAUAAUUAGAAGAAAAUAUUAAUAAGGAAAUAAUAAUUGUUCCUUAGAGAUAAGUAUAUGUAACUGAGGAAUAAAAAAUUUAAGGUGAAGCUAUGGCUUAAACUUAUUAAACUGUUUUUUAAGCUUAAAUAUAUUUGGUUCCUUUGGCAAUAACAUUUGGAGGAUUUUAAUUUUUUUUGGCCAUCCUUGACAUAAUGAGUUGGAUGAAUAACUUUUAUUUUUUAAAUGUUAAUUAUCCAGAAAAUGUAAGGAUAAUAUUUUAGUAAGCUGAAUGGAGCAAUAUAAUAAAUAUACCAUCUAUAAAUCUAUUUAAUAAGCCAACAGAUGAUUAUUACUUCUAAGCCCCAAUCAAGUUUGUUGAAAAAGAAAUAGAUCCUUUAUUAUUUAACAAUAUAUAAACACCAAUAAUUUUUGCAUUUUAAGUUGUAAUUACAUACUUUCUUAGUGUGAUGAUUAUUAAGAUAUUUGAAUUAAUAUGCAAGAAGAAAAGUAAAAAAAUUAAGAAUUAAGCAAGCAUCUUUUAAUUAGGCAAGGAUGUAAAGCAUGAAGAAUCAACAAAAACUUAAUAAUUAGUUGUAAUUCCAAACCUUUAUAAAGAUUUAUAAAUACCUAAAUCUCUUUAAUCAUUCUUUAAAAAUUGUGUUUCAAUAAAAAGUAAUUUAAUUGCUAAUUUAAUAAGAUCUUUUGCUAUAAGUUAUUUAGAUAUAACUUUAGCUGUGAUACUUUAAAUUACUAAUUAGUAAACAGCUCAUGAACUAAUCGUAAAAAUUAAUAUUAUUGCUGCUUAUGGAUUUCUUAUAUUAGUUUUGUAUUUAUUAAAUAUCUCUUACUAAAUUUCAAAUGCUCAUCAUAUCAAAUUAAAUAAUAAAUUGUUUUUUUAAAGAUAUAGUUGUUUCUAUGAAGAUAUGAAAACUGAAUCAUAAACUGCGAUGGCAUAUUCUUUUUUAAAUUUAAUACGGAAAACCAUUUUUAUUUUUUCAACUGUUAUUUUAUAUGCUUAUCCUAUCUUUUAAACAUUAAUAUGCUUUUUAUCAUGUCUAUUAAAUAUCUUGCUAUUAUUAUCAAGUAAUCCAUUUAAAACUAAGAAAUAAUAUAUCUUAAACUUAGUCCCUGAUUUUUGUAUAACAUUAAUUUUAGGUUCUACAAUAAUUUUUGCAUUUUAAGACAGAUUCAAAAUAUUAAAGGAUGAAUCUAUUUAUCAAAUUGGAUGGGUUGUGGGAAUAAGUAUUUAUUUGUCUAUUGGGUUGUAACUUUUCUUUUUAAUAUAUGAAAUAAUGCUUUCAUUUUGGUAGAAAUUAAAGUCAUUAAUUGCAUAUCUCAAAAAUAAAUGCACAAAAAAAUGA